Messenger RNA from Rhinocladiella mackenziei CBS 650.93, 630 nucleotides. RefSeq lists its product as uncharacterized. Bases 1 to 630 code for a protein of 209 amino acids. The transcript is spliced from 2 exons. Gene Ontology annotation, molecular function: structural constituent of ribosome. The record is from RefSeq and is a predicted model, not a curated record. Gene Ontology annotation, cellular component: mitochondrial large ribosomal subunit. Lineage: Eukaryota; Fungi; Ascomycota; Eurotiomycetes; Chaetothyriales; Herpotrichiellaceae.
AUGGCCGAGGCCAUCCUACCAAAACUCGAUCUCCCACCUCGAUUGAUAAACUUUUUCGCUCGUUAUCCUCCUCAUUUGUACUCGGCCAAAUUUACUGGAGCCACGCUCCCUCUCACACGCAAAGAUGCCAAAGAACGGAGGAUCGCCGAAGCUGCACAGAGAAAGACAUUGCCGGAAGCGGCAGAAGCAGAUUCAAGCAGAGACCUUGCCGUAUCAUCCUCAGAGACUUCCACGAUACCAACUCCCCCGCCUGCAGCUUCAACUCCUGAGAAAAAGUUCCCUCCGAACCCAUUCCUCCCAAUGAAAAAUUUCCGCACAGGACGGUGGAGAGGUGCAGCGAUCGGCCUGCGACGCCAGGCAGAACUGGUUAAGCUGGCGAAGAAGUAUGACGUUGAAGAAUUGCUCCCUCCUGGUCGGAAAUCGACUGCGUUCAAACAAGCGAAAUUGGUUCAGAGAGGGUUACGAGUCAAGGGCACAGGAGAGGGCCAGAAGGUCAAGGGUCAUAAAUGGGAAAGACAGUUGGGUGCGACGCUGGAGAAGAGAAGACAGGCCAUGGAGAACAUGCCCGAGUUGAUCAGAGAGUGGAAACAGAAAGGUCAUGGCAGAGGCUGGAAGAAAUAUCCAAAAUAA